UUUCCCGCGGUUGGACGCGGCGCUCGGUUGCCGGGCGGGGGAGGGCGCGUCCGGUUUUUCUCAGGGGACGUUCAAAUUAUUUUUGUAACGGGAGUCGGGAGGGGACGGGGCGUGUCCCGAGGUGCGCGCGCGUCGGCCUCCUCCGCGCUGCUGCUCAGCUCGUAACUCCAGCACUGAGAGGGCGUCAUGCCUCCCAAAACCCCCCGAAGAGCGGUCGCUGCCGCUACCGCCGCCGUGGAACCCCCAGCGCCGCCGCCCCCUCCUGAGGAGGACGCGGAACGGGACAGCGGUCCCGAAGACCUGCCUCUGGCCAGGCUUGAGUUUGAAGAAGCUGAAGACCCCGAUUUUACAGCAUUAUGUCAGAAAUUAAAGAUACCAGAUCAUGUCAGAGAAAGAGCUUGGUUAACUUGGGAGAAAAUUUCAUCUGCUAAUGGAGCAUCGGGAGGUUAUAAUCAAAAGAAAAAGAAGCUGUGGGGAAUCUGUAUCUUCAUUGCAGCAGUUGACCUUGAUGACAUGCCAUUCACUUUUACUGAGCUACAAAAAAGCAUAGAAAUAAGUGUCUAUAAAUUUUUCGACUUACUAAAAGAAAUUGAUACAAGUACCAAAGUUGAUAGUGCUAUGUCAAGACUGUUGAAGAAGUAUAAUGUUUUGUGUGCUCUCUACAGCAAAUUAGAAAGGACAUGUGAACUAAUAUAUUUGGCACAACCCAGUACUUCGUUAUCUACUGAAAUAAAUUCUCUGUUGGUGCUAAGAGUUUCUUGGAUCACAUUUUUACUAGCCAAAGGAGAGGUCUUGCAAAUGGAAGAUGACCUGGUGAUCUCAUUUCAGUUAAUGUUGUGUGUUCUUGACUAUUUUAUCAAACUUUCACCUCCUGCUUUGCUCAAAGAGCCAUAUAAAACAGCUGUAAUACCUAUUAAUGGCUCACCUCGAACACCCAGGAGAGGUCAGAACAGAAGUGCCCGGACAGCCAAGCAACAAGAACAAGAUUCAAGAAUUAUUGACAUGCUCUGUAAAGAACAUGAUUGUAAUAUAGACGAGGUCAAAAAUGUUUAUUUCAAAAAUUUUAUUCCGUUUAUGAAUUCUCUUGGAAUUAUAGCUUCUAAUGAACUUCCAGAGGUUGAAAGUCUCUCUAAACGAUAUGAAGAAAUGUAUCUUAAAAACAAAGAUCUAGAUGCAAGAUUAUUUUUGGAUCAUGAUAAAACUCUCCAGACUGAUUCUAUAGACAGUUUUGAAAUGCAGAGAACACCAAGAAAAAAUCAUCAUGAUGAAGAUAUAAAUAUGAUUGCUCCACCAACUCCAGUGAGGACUGUUAUGAAUACCAUUCAACAGUUAGUGAUGAUUUUAAAUUCAGCAAGUGAUCAACCAUCAGAAAAUCUGAUUUCCUAUUUUAAUAACUGCACAGUGAAUCCAAAAGAAAAUAUUCUGAAAAGAGUAAAGGAUGUUGGAAUCAUCUUUAAGGAAAAAUUUGCUAAAGCUGUGGGACAGGGAUGUGUUGAUAUUGGAUCACAGCGAUACAAACUUGGAGUCCGACUGUAUUACCGAGUAAUGGAAUCCAUGCUUAAAUCAGAAGAGGAACGAUUGUCCAUUCAAAACUUUAGCAAACUCCUGAAUGACAACAUCUUUCAUAUGUCUUUAUUGGCAUGUGCCCUUGAAGUUGUAAUGGCUACAUAUAGCAGAAGUACAUCUCAGAAUCUUGAUUCUGGAACAAAUUUGUCCUUCCCAUGGAUUCUGAGUGUACUUAAUUUAAAGCCUUUUGAUUUUUACAAAGUGAUUGAAAGUUUUAUCAAAGCAGAAGCCAACUUGACAAGAGAAAUGAUAAAACACUUGGAACGAUGUGAGCAUCGAAUCAUGGAAUCCCUUGCAUGGCUCUCGGAUUCACCUUUAUUUGAUCUUAUUAAGCAGUCGAAAGACAGAGAAGGGCCAGCUGAUCAUUUUGAAUCUUCUUGUCCUCUCAACCUUCCUCUCCAGAAUAAUCACACCGCAGCAGAUAUGUAUCUUUCUCCUAUGAGAUCCCCAAAGAAAAAAAGUUCAACCACGCGUGUAAACUCUACCGCAAAUGUAGAGCCACAAGCAACCUCAGCUUUCCAGACCCAGAAGCCAUUAAAAUCUACCUCCCUUUCACUCUUUUACAAAAAAGUGUACCGACUGGCCUAUCUCCGACUCAAUACCCUAUGUGCACGCCUCCUGUCAGAACACCCGGAACUGGAGCACAUCAUCUGGACCCUUUUCCAACACACUCUGCAAAAUGAGUAUGAACUCAUGAGGGAUAGGCAUUUGGACCAGAUCAUGAUGUGUUCCAUGUACGGUAUAUGCAAAGUGAAGAAUAUAGAUCUAAAAUUCAAAAUCAUUGUGACAGCAUACAAAGAUCUUCCUCAUGCUGUUCAGGAGACAUUCAAACGUGUUUUAAUAAGAGAAGAAGAGUAUGACUCCAUUAUAGUAUUCUACAACUCGGUCUUCAUGCAGAGGCUGAAAACAAAUAUUUUGCAGUAUGCUUCCACCAGGCCCCCUACCUUGUCACCAAUACCUCACAUUCCUCGAAGCCCUUACAAAUUUUCUAGUUCCCCCUUACGGCUUCCUGGGGGGAAUAUCUACAUAUCACCUUUGAAGAGUCCAUAUAAAAUUUCAGAAGGUCUGCCAACACCAACAAAAAUGACACCAAGAUCAAGAAUCUUAGUUUCAAUUGGUGAAUCAUUUGGGACUUCUGAAAAGUUCCAGAAAAUAAACCAGAUGGUAUGUAACAGCGACCGGGUGCUCAAAAGAAGUGCUGAAGGAAGCAACCCUCCUAAACCUCUGAAAAAAUUACGUUUCGAUAUUGAAGGGACAGAUGAAGCAGAUGGAAGCAAACAUCUAGCAGGGGAGUCGAAAUUUCAACUGAAACUUGCAGAAAUGACAUCUACUCGAACACGAAUGCAAAAGCAGAAAAUGAAUGAUAGCAUGGAUACCUCAAAUAAGGAAGAAAAGUGAGGAUCUCAGGAGCUUGGUGGGCACUGUGUACACUCCUGCCUCUCAUGAUGUGACUCUAUGUGUCUCCCAGGUUGUUUGUGACCAUAUUUAAUAUUUUCAGCUCUUUUUUUGUGGAUAAAAAUAUGCAAAUCCAAGUUGAAUAUAUGCAUUGGCAAUUCCUAAGCUACUGCAAUGGGAUAUAUGUUGUUUCUGUGCAGGAUUGAAAAUCUUGUGUAAAUCCUGUUACUUAAAACUUUGUAGCAGAUGCUUCCAUUUCCACGUAGUUCUGCUUAGCGGGUAGUGAGGAUAGCCCAGCAGCAGGAAUCCUGACAACUUAGGACUCUCUUGGCUACUUUGCCUUCUCUUGUAGCAAGUAUAUGGUGUUUGCUCUUGCUUUUAUUAAUUUAUAUGUAUAUUUUUAAAUUUAACACAAACAUCCCUAGAAAAAUGUGUCCUCUCUUACAAAUGCAAUUUGACUAACUGCCCAUUCACCCAAAUUAUUUUGAACUCUUCUUAAACCAGAUAACUGUUAUAAACCAGAAAAAAAAAACUGAUUUUUACACAUUAGACUUUAUUUUACUAUUGGAAUCUGAUGCACUAUGUGCUUGUUUUAUAAUUUUAGGUCUUAAGUACACACAAAAGGUAAAAUGUAACCAUGAUAUUGUCAUACUACUGACACAGGCUUCAUACCUCAGAAUUUGUAAGAAUUCGUUAUUUGCUUCAUCCAACUCAUGCUUUAAAAUGGGGGAUUACGAUAGUGGUUUUUUUUUUAACCAUUCAGAUCACUGAAUUUCCCAUCUAUUACUUGAGUCAGCAAAGCUUUCUGCUAGAGCUUUGCUGAAGAGGACCUUACCACAGCUUAUCCUAAGUGCUCUUCUAAAAUUUUUGAGUCGUAAAGAAUCGAGAUACAAAUUAACUUCAUUCCAUAAACAGACUGUUAACAAUAGGGGCCUUAAUUGUUGUUGUUGUUUUUUUUUUUUGAGGUUUGUGUAAUUGCAUUCCAACAACUAUUCCACCCUCCCUCCUAAAUCUGGGAAGGUUUACAUUUUUCUCUGGAAUGGUACAUGUCUUCCAUAUAUCUUUUGAAGUGGCAGUUAUCUGCUUUUUUGUUUUUUUUUUAAGUCAGCGUGAUCUAACACUGACCACAUUGUCUAGUCCAAAAUUGCAAGUAAAGCUAAUAGUAAGCAUCAACCCUUACAUAAGCAGCACUCUUUGUAUUUUACUUUUGUGCAAAAGCUUCAAAUGAAAAUAGCUGCAUUAGAAAAAGAGGCCUUUCUCCCUUCCUUACAUCUGAGGGUAUAUUUAAACUAUCUUGUGUGAUUAACUUAUUUAGAGGUGGUAUAAUUUAAACUAGGUAAUAUUUAAGAUAGUAGCAGCUAGCUUUAGGAAAAAUCACUUUGUCUAAACUCAAUUCUUUUGAAAAAGAAAUCUGAUCUGAUUUGUUAGAAAAUAAAAUUUUUAUUUUGUGCUCAGUUAAAUCUUAAACUAUGUUGCAAAUAUCUCAGAACAAAGGCACUAGAAAGCUUUAUCCCAUCGCAUUAAUUUUUGCAUGAAUAUCAUACCAAUCAGUAAGUUUUAGGUUAAGAGCUUACCGUAUUUCUGGAUAUUUUGCUAAUAAGUUCACUCUAGAAUUAGUGGUGAUUCUAGGAAUUUCUAAGAUCGUGUAUUGGAAUUUCUUAAGUAAGGCUUUAGGUAAUGCUUUAUUGCUGUUUUGUAUUGGUUAAAAUUGUACAUUUAAAUCGGUAUGUUACUAUUUUCUACAAGUAAUAGCUAGUCUAUUUUAAAAUAAAUUAGCUCAGAGUCUGA
Molecule: messenger RNA, 4749 nt
Organism: Ochotona curzoniae (black-lipped pika)
Lineage: Eukaryota; Metazoa; Chordata; Mammalia; Lagomorpha; Ochotonidae
Gene: RB1
Product: RB transcriptional corepressor 1
Exons: 27
Coding region: 187-2964 (925 amino acids)
Biological process (GO): cell differentiation; regulation of transcription by RNA polymerase II; negative regulation of G1/S transition of mitotic cell cycle
Cellular component (GO): Rb-E2F complex; chromatin; nucleus
Molecular function (GO): RNA polymerase II transcription regulatory region sequence-specific DNA binding
Source: RefSeq, a predicted model, not a curated record